Molecule: messenger RNA, 1549 nt
Organism: Xiphophorus maculatus (southern platyfish)
Lineage: Eukaryota; Metazoa; Chordata; Actinopteri; Cyprinodontiformes; Poeciliidae
Product: muscarinic acetylcholine receptor M2-like
Exons: 5
Coding region: 225-1484 (419 amino acids)
Biological process (GO): adenylate cyclase-activating adrenergic receptor signaling pathway
Cellular component (GO): plasma membrane
Molecular function (GO): G protein-coupled acetylcholine receptor activity
Source: RefSeq, a predicted model, not a curated record
CAGAGAAGAGGAAACGUGACUGAAUUCUCCAUCUUUCAUGACAUUACAGAUGAUUUUGCAGAUGACGGAAUUGUCCCAAAACCGAUCUUUGAAGAGUGAGGGAUGAAGUUAGAGACCCUGUAAUGAAGUUUCAUCUGGCUGUAAGAGCAGGAAGAAAACGUCUCUCAGGGAUUGUGCAGAAAUGACUGAAGCCUGAAGUCUCUCUGAGAGCGACAUCAGGCAAGAUGGAGACUGCGAAUGCGUCUUCCAUCAUUAACAUGACUGGUGGCAGUCACGCCGGCCUCUUUUCAAGGAGCCCAUACACAGAAGCGGAGAUAGUGCUCAUCCUGCUGGCAGCUGGAAUCCUUAGUCUGAUCACUGUCACCGGGAACAUCCUGGUCAUACUCUCCAUAAAGGUAAACAAGAACCUGCAGACCAUCAACAACUACUUCCUGUUCAGCUUGGCCUGUGCAGACCUCCUUAUUGGGAUCUGCUCCAUGAACUUUUAUGCCAUUUUCAUUGUGAUUGACCAAUGGCCUCUGGGAGAGGUGGAGUGCGACCUUUGGUUGAUUGCUGAUUAUGUUGUCAGCAACGCCUCAGUCAUGAACCUGCUCCUCAUAAGCUUUGACCGGUACUUCUGUGUCACUAAACCCAUGACCUACCCAGCAUGUCGCAGCACCAAGAUUGCUGGGAUGAUGAUUGCUGCGGCCUGGAUCCUGUCCUUCGUCCUAUGGACUUCCUUAAUCAUGUCCUGGCAGUUCAUUGCAGGAAGGAGAUCUCUGCUCUUUACUCACUGCCACUGCCAGUUCUUCUUCAACCCAUGGGUGACGUUCGUGGCUUCCAUCAUAACUUUCUACCUGCCGUUGAGCAUCAUGGCCUGCCUGUACUGGCGGAUCGCGAAGACCAGCUACAACAGCAUAAGGAGGAACAGCAGGAGAACCUCAGGUUCAAGUUUAUCAGAAAUUGUCUCCUUCGUCCAAGGGGAAGUGAUCGGUUCCACAACCAAACAAGACAAGGAGGAGACUGCAGCUGGGAAGGAGAAGGAAAUGUUGCAGCAGCACAGUGUAACUGCACUCUUCAGAGAAUCGCAGGCAGACCAACUGGACUCUGCAUCAGAGACUGUCAACGCUUCGACUUCCAGAGAACUUAGCUCAUUAAGGAGCUUUACAAAUGUUUCUGAUCGUAAUGUGAGGGUGCAAAUUCUGGAAAAGUGGAGAAGGAGGGUCAGUACUUGCAGGGAAAAAAAAGUGACACGCACCAUCGUGGCUGUCAUGGUUGCUUUUAUCGUCACAUGGACGCCGUACAACAUCAUGGUCCUUGUCCACGCACUCUGCAACAACUGCGUCCCAAAAACACUGUGGAGCACAUUGUACUGGCUCUGCUACGUCAACAGCACCGUCAACCCCGCCUGCUACGCCCUCUGCAACGACACCUUCAAGAUCACCUUCAAGCACCUGCUCCUGUGCCAGUACAAGAACAUUCGGGGACGAUGGUUUCCUGCCUAGAAUGGAGCUGAAACUCAUGGACUCCCUUAAUAAAAAUAAAGGCGAAAGCUGAAACGGCCAGAAGU